AUGGCUUUUGUGGUACCUAUGCGAAAGGACAGUCUCGCGUUUCUCAUUGCGACUCUAUUGAAUUUUCCUGUCGGCACAGAAUCAGACACUGCUGGAUAUGAAAUUGAUAAGCAGAGAGUUCUCUUUGUGGCGGGUGGGGCGGAUCCGAGCGAAUUCUUCUCCGAUCCGGAAGACUCACCCGCAGAGUCUUCCUUUAUGUCAGAAGUGAAGAACCGCCCGAAGUGGUCAGAGGCAAUUGAAUAUACACAUCGAGAGAACACGCUCUGCGAAAUCCCUUCUUUUUACAAAAAGAUCGAUGCAGCAGUGGAUGACGUGAUUCAUGGGCAGGUUCAAGAUGUGCAGGAGUAUCUUGAGACCUCCGCAGAGGCAAGCAUCUUGCUGCAUGGUUCCGAAACACUCCAAGCCGAAUCGCUUCAUUCGUUCGAUGAGGAAAAUCCUGAAUCUGGCAUUGAUGAAAAUAUUCAGGUUACUGGCAGAACAGUCCUGCACCUCGCAGCCUGUGAAUCUUCUCCUGAAAUGGUGGAGCUUUUACUCCGGAAAGGGGCCGACCCGAACGCCAGAGACAUGGAUGGACGAGUCCCUCUUAUGGAAGCAGCCUUAUGGGGCCGAGUAGAGAACACAAAGGUUCUCCUGAAAUACGGAGCUAACCAGAAGCUGGAAUAUAUGCGGAGCGGACGGCGCGUACGGCCGGUAGACUUCGCGAGGCCGCUUCUAGCAAACACCGAAGAUCGCUAUCGGCGCUCUUUGUAUAGAGAGGUGACUUAUGAAAGAGAUCAGGAUCGUCGGGAAAUUGUUUGCUUGCUUGGAGGGGGCGCAGAUCGAUCAAACCGUGGCUCUACUUCUCUAGCAGGUUUUUUCUUUCCCAAAUCCUCCAGUACGGCUGAAUUGACGUUGCUCACUCAUUUUAACAUUCCCAAUGAACGAAAGACAGUCGGCGUUCUCUAUCGGGGGCAUAAUUUCCCUCCGAUGGCAGCGAUGAGCGGCUGGGGACACCUUGACGACUCCAAUAUGAACAUCCAAGUUAGCGGAAAAAGCUGGACUUCUGAAGUUCAUCGUCUUAGCAAACAUAUUGGUUACGAUCUUCCACCUGGCAAAUCAGACCAGGGAAAACCAGGGAGUUUUAAUGCUUGCCAUGCAGAAAAGCAGUUGCUUGCGUACUUCGUCUACAAACAUACAUUUUUGCCGUAUGAAAUGGGCGAGGAUAUCAACCUGGCGGAGUUAGACCUUGAUGAGGUUUCGGAAGAGGACUAUGACCGACGUCAGGUGGAAAGAAAACGCAAAGAUGACCUAUUGAAACUCAAAACUGCGAGACCAACUAUCUCUCAAAAAGCGGCCACAAUAAUGUGCAGAGAUUGA
Molecule: messenger RNA, 1356 nt
Organism: Penicillium nucicola
Lineage: Eukaryota; Fungi; Ascomycota; Eurotiomycetes; Eurotiales; Aspergillaceae
Product: ankyrin repeat domain-containing protein
Exons: 3
Coding region: 1-1356 (451 amino acids)
Cellular component (GO): cytoplasm; nucleus
Molecular function (GO): protein binding
Source: RefSeq, a predicted model, not a curated record